Messenger RNA from Mycena indigotica, 2244 nucleotides. RefSeq lists its product as uncharacterized. Bases 1 to 2244 code for a protein of 747 amino acids. The record is from RefSeq and is a predicted model, not a curated record. Lineage: Eukaryota; Fungi; Basidiomycota; Agaricomycetes; Agaricales; Mycenaceae. The transcript has 7 exons.
AUGGAUCUCGCGAGCGCAAGUCCGGUGCCCAUAAAAUAUGGUUUACAAUCGCUGUUGAGCACUGGCCUUGGCCGUUCGUUCCCUCUGGCGGUUGGGACGUCCUACGAGAAAGAGGAGGUGCCAGACCCAGAAAUAGCGCUUGCAGAACUUGGCACGAUUCGCAUUCCAGUCGACGAGGCUGACGCUUUAGCCCUCAUUUCAAGUGCGACCGUAAAGGCCCACCGGCCUGUCAACGAGACGCCAGGGUCUCCGUCUGAGAGCCUCAAUAUCCCUGGUAUAUGGGAAAUACCGGCGGACAAGGUUUCGGUUUCCAACUCCGUAUUUCUCGACUGGCUGCAAGAUGUGGGCGGACCCGAAUCACUCGACUGCAUUGGCGCAUCCGAACAAAGUGGAAGAGUGCAAUACGUUCUCAAGGGUUUGGUGAUCCACGAGGCCUCACAGUACGCCUUUUCCUUUGUGCCGUCAACAAGUCUUUUGUUGACGAAGCAAAAAAGACUUGCUCGCAGAACAAUUCAAACCAGCAGCAACAAAUUAGGAGAGCUCGUCGUGAUCCUCCCGUGCUCUUACACUGACGGAAACAUUACUCAUGCGCAUCUCGACGAGGAUUUCCCACUGGACCUGACCCAAGACUGCAACAGACGCAAACAAACUUUUUCGGUCAUCUCAGCUCACGCCGGUGUGGUCGAAAUCGUCUCCCCAGUCACUACCGGAUUCCGCGUCUCUCUGCUUUACGACAUACUUCAUGACGGUAGUUGGCUGUUGCCCAGUCUCCUCAGCCCCAAGCAAAGACUAAUUCGUCUUCUUUCGCCGUGGGCAUCGCAAGUCGUUUCGACAUGGAGCUACCCACACGGUGUUCUCGGUUGCCUACUCAAGCACAGUUACACCCAUUCGGCCGCGUUUGAUAGUUCUUCGCUUGCGGGAACAUCCGACGAGCUGUUGUUCAAACUAUUCUGCAUCGUCGCCCGCGAGUUGGGCUUCCAUAUAUUUUUCGGGCAGAUUGAACUUCUUGUCCGCAGCGAGGUCGCACGCGAGUUGAACCGGCAGUUUUGGGACUCUGAGAUCGAGAAGGCCAGCAUUGCAACGAUAUUCGACGUGAACGGGAUCCCAGUCGCGGUCGAGGAACUUGAACAAGGGUUGAUACAGCAAGAAAAUCUAGUCAUACAAGACGGCAUCCAACUUGAACCGGCAAUUUCGGUUACCUACAGCGCCGAGAAGACCCACAUAUUCUCAAUGUAUCGUCACACCGGCUUAUUACUGUGGCCACACAGCACGAAGGGGCUUUCCGUCAAGGCGGCCGACAAAAUCGUCGAAUACGCGCAAGAGGUGCUUGAAGAUAGCCAGACGAUGACACCUAGUCGCAAAGAAAAGGUGUUGUUUAACGCAUUGUUGGGCUGGUGCAAGAGCCAGGACAGUGACGCAGUGGUAUUACCUGCCCGCCUUCUCCAGAAAUGUAGCCGGCAAUGGUGGGAUCCAGAGCUCUUCUUUCGCGCGGCGCUGGCUUGCGGCUGUGACAAGUCCAUCGCAGUCUUGGGCCCAGAGGGUUACGUGUCGGCAUAUCUCGAGUUUGGGUGGCUCAAUUCGAUUCGAAAUCUGUGCGAAGCAGCACUCAUCAACGACAACUCCAAACUCCGAAAAUGGUGUUUAAUUGUAUGCUUAUGGGAGAAGGCGAUGCUGUAUGGCGAUUUGCAGCUCGAAGCGUGGUGUGAGGGCCAUCAGUCACGACUCUUAUCUUCGUUGGCAGAGCUGCAACCCAGCGACAUACCGUGGCUGAUGUCCCUUUGCAUGUCUGGGGGCGGCAAGUAUCUGAGAAAUGUAAUAUAUCCCCACCUUGUGAGCCAAUGGCUUCCUAUUGAAGCAUUCUGGAUUCCUUUUAUGAGGGGUCUUCACGAGCAUCGAGCACGGAUACCAUACCUUGAAGAUCCCAAGGCCGUAUACGAUGUCAUUGAACUGGCAAUUCAGCACGUCACAGCAUGCCUCUCCCCGUUCCCAACCAAGUUUGUCGGCGACGAGGAAGUUCAAGACGUCAACAUCGUCGCAGAGCUUAUGUGCUGCUGUCUCGAGAUAGAUCACGGGACAAGCAUUUGUGUCGCUCUCACCUCCAAGAUGCACGACGCCGCUGCAAGAGGAGAAUGGCCAAAACCGUCUCCAUGGCCAUAUUACGACGUCAUGGUUGACAUAAUCCGGAAGCAUUACGCAGGAGAGCCAUGCCAAUCCUGUGCAGAUUCCCAUGGGAAUUUCCUAUAG